AUGGGGCACGGGCUGUCCCUCACAUUGGAGCUCUUGGAGCUAUCAAGCUCUACGUGUUGUGAAGGCACAGAUAGUUUAGAGUCUACUUUUCAUUUUACAGCAUACACAGCUCAGGCAGAUGAGAAGACAGUCCCCGGUACUCCUACAGGUGCUAAUGCCAGAGCCUUAUUGGUUUGCAGUGGACCUUUAGAACAUUAUGACUUUCUGAUUAAGCAAGAAGAGCUGAGGAAUGAUGAGCAACAAAGGAGAGUUGUGCAGCACCUGCAGAAGUUGCACGAGAGCCUUAAAGGCUACAGCAUCAGUUCAAAAAAUCUUUUCUCAAAGGUCUUUGCAAAAAACAAACCUCCAAAAGGUCUUUAUGUCUAUGGAGAUGUUGGUACAGGAAAGACAAUGGUGAUGGACAUGUUCUAUUCUCACUUAGAAGUAAAAAGGAAAAAGAGAGUCCAUUUUCAUGGCUUCAUGCUAGAUGUACACCAGAGAAUACACCGCCUUAAGCAGAGCUUGCCAAAAAGAAAGGCAGGAUUUAUGGCCAAAUCAUAUGAUCCAAUUGCACCAGUAGCGGAGGAAAUAAGCGAAGAGGCUGCUCUCUUGUGUUUUGAUGAAUUUCAGGUCACUGACAUUGCUGAUGCCAUGAUUCUGAAGCAGCUUUUUGAAAAUCUGUUCCAAAAUGGGGUUGUCGUUGUGGCAACAUCUAACAGGCCGCCAGAAGAUCUCUAUAAAAAUGGUCUUCAGAGAGCUAAUUUUGUACCAUUCAUUGCUGUGCUGAAGAAAUACUGCAGCACAGUCCAGCUUGAUUCUGGAAUAGACUACAGGAAACGAGUGCUUCCUGCUGCUGGAAAACUCUACUACCUCACAAGUGAAGCUGAUGUGGAGGCUGUCAUGGAUAAGUUGUUUGAUGAGCUGGCUCAGAAACAAAAUGAUUUAACUAGACCAAGGAUUCUAAAAGUGCAAGGCAGAGAGCUGAAGCUGAAUAAAGCGUGUGGAACCAUUGCAGACUUCACGUUUGAAGAGCUGUGCGACAGACCUCUUGGGGCCAGUGACUAUUUGGAAAUAUCAAAGCAUUUUGACACGGUCUUUGUUCGUGACAUACCACUUCUUACAAUGGCAAAAAGGACACAAGCUCGUCGUUUCAUUACUCUUAUUGAUACCUUUUAUGAGCAUAAGGUGCGUAUUAUUUGUUCUGCAGUGACUCCUCUGCAAAGCUUGUUCCUGGUAGAACAUGACAACGGUGAGCUAGAGGACAACAGAGUGUUGAUGGAUGAUUUGGACUUGAGCCAGGAUUCUGCCAAAGGACUCUCCAUGUUUACAGGAGAAGAGGAAAUCUUUGCCUUUCAGCGUACUGUCUCACGGCUUACAGAAAUGCAGACUGAACAGUACUGGAAAGAUGGGGACAGAAGCAAAAACCCGUUAUAAUUAAAAGUUGAAUAAAAUCACCAAGAAGUAAAACUACAGAAUUGGAAGGCUUUUUAGCACAACUGAAAUAAUAAUUGCACUUUAUCAUCUGGACCAUGUUUUCUUUCAUCAGUUGUUUUUUGUGCUUAAGACAUGAGGACUGGAUUAUUUUUCUGUACCACCAGCGUGUGGACAUGUGAAAUUUUGCCUUUGUUUUCUUUUCUGUAAAAUAGAACUUUGAUGUUCAGGAAGUUUAAUGGGAUUAGAAUUUUUCUGGAGAAUUGGUCUAGAGACAAAGUUAAUGGGCCGUGCAGGGUUCACAGUAGAUUUAUGAUGUCACAUGAAGAGGGCACUUUGUGGUUAAUGCGCUGCUUCUGUCACGUACAAUGCAGUUUGCACAAAAGAAAAAUCAAAUGCUUUCUUUAUGAAACUCCUGAUAUUGUAUAGGUCCCUGCUAGAAUCCUGGAACUCCUCUGUAGUGUAUUCUGGGGUUUUUUCCUAUUUUCUGUGUGUAGCCAUCCGCUGACUUUCAGGCUCUCAGAGUUUCUUGUAAUCAGACUGUUGCUCAGUCUGGUUCAUUGAAAACUAACGGUUUGAACCAAGAGAGAAGCCUGAGGAGGAGCUUGAAGGUACUUGAAACCGCACAGGAUUAAGAUCUAAGUAAUCAUGGAUGGGAAAAGAAACUGUGAUAAGGUAGGGUAUACUGUAACAUAUACGUGCAAGUUAAAACUCUUCCUAAAUUUUGCAGUUCUCGCAAGCCUGGAUAUGCCGCUUCUACCCCAGUGACAUAUCUCUACCUGAAUUUUCUCAGGCUUCAUCUAUACCAAGCCUUCCGUUGCUGCUGGCACGCCUGCUCUGAUCUGGGGAGAGUUAGUACACGGUACUGCUGAGGCACUUCAUCGUGUUACAAUAGGAAUGUGUUUUAUGGAAAAGAUGGGAUAUUAACUGAUCCCCCAAAACACAUCACCCGUCCUCAUGUUUGUAGUUGGAAACUUUCUUUUAGUUAAAAACGCAGUUGUGUCAUUCUUGGUUUUAAUCUAACGGAAACAAAAUACGGUAUUGCAUUGGCUAAUACUGUAUUUUUAUAAAAAGUCAUUUUAAGAGCAUAUUUAGAAACCCUGAAUAGGGAAGAAUAUUAUGCAGAUGGACUGAAAAGAUUGCCCUGAUUUCUUAAGGAGGAGAUGUAUAAUGCACUGUCCCCAAAUUUGAGGGGUUUUCUUGGAUUUUGCAACAUGACCUUUUUCUUGUACUUUAUCUGUUAUCAAAAACAUUCUUCUCUGCCUUCCUU
This is a messenger RNA of Aptenodytes forsteri (emperor penguin), 2680 nucleotides long. RefSeq names its product lactation elevated 1 (gene AFG1L). The transcript is spliced from 13 exons. Gene Ontology annotation, cellular component: mitochondrion; cytoplasm. The record is from RefSeq and is a predicted model, not a curated record. Gene Ontology annotation, molecular function: ATP hydrolysis activity; ATP binding. Lineage: Eukaryota; Metazoa; Chordata; Aves; Sphenisciformes; Spheniscidae. Bases 1 to 1413 code for a protein of 470 amino acids.